UCCAUAUACUAUAGUUUUGGAAAUAAUAAAACCCUUUAGGACCAAUUCAUUAUUUCUUCGCUCUCUCUGUCUCGCACUCGAGUAGGUGGUCUCAGUUAAAUAAAGGAUCGUGCUUAGAAGAAGAUGAGUGGUGUCGGAGAGAAAGUUUCUGGAACGACUAAGACACCUGCAGAUUUCCUCAAAUCCAUCCGUGGGAGACCCGUUGUUGUCAAGCUCAAUUCUGGUGUUGAUUAUCGAGGCAUUCUUACUUGUCUUGAUGGGUAUAUGAACAUAGCAAUGGAGCAGACAGAGGAGUAUGUAAACGGGCAGCUCAAGAACAAAUAUGGUGAUGCCUUUAUUCGUGGAAACAACGUUCUUUACAUCAGUACAGUAAAGAUGACUGUAGCGGACGGAGCCUAGGCCCAUCAUGAUACAUCAUCAGCAACAACAACAUCAGUGGUCAUGUUAUGGCUGCCAUUUUUGUUGUCUUCUUCUACCUCAUAUUAAAAGAGCUUCUUGUAGUUGACAUAUACCAAGAAUGUUAUCCUAUGUUCUUCAAUGGAUUUUUGGGAACAUCUGAAACAAAAUGAAGUCAGCAACCAAUUUCAAUAUUUAGAUCAUAACUAA
Molecule: messenger RNA, 606 nt
Organism: Arabidopsis lyrata subsp. lyrata
Lineage: Eukaryota; Viridiplantae; Streptophyta; Magnoliopsida; Brassicales; Brassicaceae
Product: sm-like protein LSM6A
Exons: 4
Coding region: 124-399 (91 amino acids)
Biological process (GO): mRNA splicing, via spliceosome; maturation of SSU-rRNA
Cellular component (GO): U4/U6 x U5 tri-snRNP complex; P-body; nucleolus
Molecular function (GO): RNA binding
Source: RefSeq, a predicted model, not a curated record